AUGUUUCGGCGCUUCCGGAAGGGCGCCGGCUCCACGGCGGGCUCGCAGAGCGGCGCCGCGCCGGCGCUCGCUCGCGGGAAGCGCCCGGAGGAGGAUUCACCCUCGGAGGCCUCGACGGCCGCUGUAUACACGACGCUGAACGAGGAUGUUUUCUACAAGUUCAUUGGGCCGCAGUGGCACCAGGAGCGGCUGCAGGCGCUCGAUUUCUCGUCCUCAGCCUUCUGCCUGGAGACGCUCACGGGACGCGAGGGCGGCCUGCUCAAUCCUCGGCUCAAGCUGCAGAAUAUCGCGGAGCUGGAUCUCAGCAACAACGCGCUGUCCGACGGCGCACACGAAGAAGGCGGCGGCGUCGGCGAAGUCGUCAGUGCCGCGAACGGCUUUCGACGUCUCACCAAACUGAUUCUCACCCGAAACCUCAUCGAGCGCCUCGAGCUCUCUCUCCCCUCGCUCCAAGUCCUCGUCGUCGACGCCAACCGCCUCACUGCCAUGCCGCCGCUGCAAGGCGUUCGGAACUUGGUUGUCCUCAACCUCGCGCACAACCGAAUAUCCGACUGGUGGAUCGGCAUCGACCAGUGCCCGAAGCUCCAGGUUUUAGACAUGUCUUAUAACGAGAUGACGUUUCUGCCAAGCCAAGCUGUCGAUCACUUGCAGGCCUUCUCCAGCCUCAGAUACAUGCGGGAGGUCGAUCUGCAGGGAAAUCCGUUUUCGCGUUUGUUUCCUGAGUACGCUGCGGUGCUGCUGCACGUUACGGGUUACGCGGGUGCGAAGCUUCAAGUCGUCGACGGCGAGGAAGUCUCUCCUUCGGGUCGCGCGGCGACUGCGCAGGACAGCGCCGCGGUCCUCGCGCGAAUUAGCGAGUACGACGACCUGUAUCUCGAUCGCCAGGAGGCUGCGGAGGACCGACCAGAGGGCUCUCGAUACGCCAAGGUCGACCCGGAGAAAACCUCCGCGUCGGUGCUGCACAUGACUCGCCUGCUUGAGACGGCCCUUCAGGAGCGCCACGACCGCGCCAUCGAGCUCGCGGUGACGUUCUUCGAUCUCUGUGGCCAGGUGUACAACGCCGAUGACAAGGAAGCCACGAAAGAGCUUUGGGCGACGGUGAAUCGGUCGGGCGAGGCCAGAAGGGCUCUCGUGAAGCAGAUGGUGGACAGCGCUCUCGUCUUGAUGGAGCGCGAUGAACAGUCGCGACCCCUCGUUCUCCGGGGCCUGGCCAAGCUCUGCGUGGUGAAGGAAGGCGACAUGAGCGUCGAGUGCCUGCGCGUUAUUUCGCGGCUCAUCCAGCAGCAGGAAGCGGCUGGCGGCGCGGAGUCCGAGAGCGCCGACGCCGCCCAAGUGCUCGCUGAGGUCGUCCUCCCUGCGCUCAAGUCUCGCGCCGACGACGAAUACCUUGCCCUAGCGGUGAUCAAAGGCAUCGCCUCGAUGAAGCCCUGCAGGCGACUGGCGGAGGCCCUGGGAAGCUGCAUCGCACUACUCUCAGAGUUGCUGCAGUCCUUCGCCACUGAGGCCACGAUCUACCGCGUCGUGGCGACCGCAUGCCUGACCGCGGAGAACUGCAUAGAGGCGACUGGACAAGGCAUUCCUCAGUCGAUUUGCCAAACGCUUCUACAAACCGAACUUCCCACCGACGACGAAGGCCGGCAGCUCUACAACGACCUGUGCAGUAUCGCAGGGCGCUGCGCGUGGCAUGUGAGGAAGGCGGCGCUGUACAUGACGAAGGCGCGACUCCACAGCGAGGUGUAUCUGUUCUACAUGCGCGACCUGAUUGGCGAGCGCGAGGCGACGUCUCGGCUCUCUGUGCGGGAGGCAAAGCUCUGCUACGGGCUGAUGAUGGGGCUCUACGGAAUGAUGAAAAACAACGAAGAGGCUAUGCGCGAAUGCUGCGAAAACUAUCACCUGGUGGACCUGCUUCUGCCUGCGCUGAAGGAGGGCAUUGCGAACCCGCUUAUUCUCUCCGCGAGCGCCACAGGCAUGCGGGUGAUUCUCGAGGACUUCAAUCAGCGAACGCAGCUGCUGCGAUACGUCACUGAGGAAAUGAAUUACUUAGUCCCGCUGCUGCAGUACCUCGGGGGCUCGCGGUAUCCGGCGAUCUGCGACCAAGCCACGUAUCUGGAGCGCAACGUUGACAGCCUUGCGUUUACUCCUGAGGUGCCGCCGCUGUCGGGGCUGCAGAAUCCGUACGUCCUGAAGCCUCUCGCGGCCAUCGCAAAGCUCAUCGCUUUCUACUUGACUGAAGAAGACAACGUCUACUGCCUCGGUAUAAAUGACAAGCUCUACGGCGCGCAUCGCGAGCGGUAUCUGUUGAAUUUGCUGCAGGUCCGAGACUCCGAGGUGAAGCUCGCGGCCAUGGAGUGCGUCGCGAAGGUUCCUAUUCGCUUUCUCGAGGUGGAGACGCUGCAAACGGUCCUCGCGCUCCUGCCAGCGCUUCACAACCCUGAGAACGGCUGCAACAGCGCAGUCCUCCGUCUGGCGGUGCAGCUGCUGACUCGCGUAGUUGCAGACCCACACAGCGCGGCCUGUGCCCAGCUCGUAGAGCGCCUCGCAGACCCAGCCAUCGAGCAAGUCUUCAACGUCCUGCACAGGAACCUGACCUUCCGCUCCUCCACGGCGAGGUGGGAAACGCACGCUGACAGAGAGCAGCUGAGCAUGGCUUGCGUGGAGUAUUUUCGCCGCGCCUCCUCAGUCGAAGGUCUCCGUCUCUCGAUGCGGACGAAGCCGGUCGGCACGUUCUUCGCGUCGAUCUUGAAGGCGGAAGAAAACCAAUUCAAGUGGGUGUCUGCGGAUGCAUUCGACGUCGCCAUCGAACGCUCCUGGACCGGCCGCGACAUGAAAAUUCUCCUCCUCAACCUCUCAGGGCUCGAGCGCUGCAACGUGCGCAUGAAGGUCGCCUUCCGCCUUCUGUCAAGAAUGGCAGACGUGCUGGAAGGCCACCCAGAUACCUUCGAUGCGCGCGAGGACCAAAUCAGCCUUUCGCUGCUUGCGAAGCGCGAGCGCUCCAUGUGGGACGACCGCGAGAUCCGGAGGAAUCAGCUCUACCUGGAUGAAGUCGAGCGACAGGACCGCGCCAUCCAGCAGGCGGAGUUCGCUCGUCUGAACCUCGCGGAACGCCUCCUGCUUUUCCUCAUGCCUGUUGCCAGCGGCGCGACAGGAUCGCGAUACGCACAGCUGAAGCGCGAGAAGCGCGAUGCUGAGUACUGGGCGGGUCGGCUGAAGGCUGACGUGGAGGACAUGGAAGACGACAUCGCUCGCAGGGCGGCAGAGGCUGAGGCAAAGGCCCUCGCAGAGGCCGGGGAGGACGCGCCGAAGCUGAAGCCGACGCCGAAGAUGGCCGCGCGGCAGCACGCCCGCAACCGGUUCAGGAAAGAUCAGAACGAAGAAGAGGAGGACUUUGACGACCCUGCGCUGGAAAACCUGAAACCGGAGGCUGCCGAGCCUUUGCAGAGCCGCGAACGCCUGAUGGAAGUCCUCAUGAACGUCGAUCUCAGCGUCGACCCCGAAGUUGGCGCGCUGUAUACACAUAGCGGCGCACAAAUGUGUGGAGCCGAAGGAAUCUGGCACAACCUCGCGAAAGGAGAAAUCAACGUUCCGCUGCUCGUCUCUGCGUACCUCAGGUGUCUUCACGCUUGCACGCAGGGCGCGACGACGGCGACCGUGUUGAACGACACGAUUUCAGCGCUACGGAGAGUCACCGUGCUGCGGAAACUUGUAUCACUUAUCGAGGCAUGCCCGGUGCUCACGUGCCACAUAUCCGCCAAGUUCUUUUGUCUGAUGAAACUCGUGAUCCGGAUGCUUCCGCACCAAGCUGCGGAAUCCAUGGAUCUUAUUAUUAACUAUGAGAUCAUCUCUGAGUUUUCCAUGUACGCCCUGCGUCCGCUCCUCUUCCUUCUGAAGCACUCGGCGAGUAGGCCCCUGAAUCGCGAAGAGCUGAUUCUGUGCGCCGAAGCUGCGAGUUUCUACGCGAUCGUUGCACGGCAGACCUCGUACGUCAAGUUCUCAAACGAGUUCGAAGUUCAGCGGUGGGCGACCGAACUGGCGCUUGAGAAAUUCUUCACCGUUCCGACCCUGCGGACCUUCGUCAGCAUGCUGCUCUUCGACAUUCAAAUCGACGCCGGCACUUCACACGGAAGCUACAUCUCGCACCUGUUCGCGGACUUGGCGCCCCUGCGGGAACGAAUGCGCAUCGACUGUCUGACGAUCUUAUCCGAAGUUAUCCAGCGCUGCCCGGGUCGUCUAAGCUACGAAGCUCUCGAAGCGUUACAAGUGGCACGCGUCUUCUCGCACUACCCCAUUCGCAAUUCGAUUCAGUACGAGCUGCUCGACGACGCGAACACAGGACACUUUCGCACAACCCUUGAAUUGCUGCUGUCGGAGCAUGCCAAACGAGCCGAGCGCAUUUUGCAGCUCUCCGUCGUCUACUGGUGGACCGCAUCAAGGCAUCUCGACACUGCUCCCGUGCGCAAGGUUGUCGCUGUCACGAACUACGCGUUCUACAUUUUGGAUAAACCCGCUGGCCUGCGCGAUCCGCACACCCCAGAGGUCGAGUACGACUACAGGAAAAGCGGCAGAAUUCGAAUCGACGUGAAGAAGAACUUCCGCGACAUGACGCGCGUCGUUAAGGGCGGGCUGAGCAACGACUGGCUGGCUGUCGGCUGGCGGGAGCCUGCCGCCAACGGCCUAGCUUUUACAGAAGCCUUUGACAUUAUCAUCUGCGACAAACUCCUCGCCGCUGCCCCGAUGAUUGAUUGCCUGCAUGCAAUUUCCGGACGCGUCGACGAAGAGCGCGUGGAAGUCUUGAAGGACAUGGUCACCCGCGAGGCCAUCAGUGCGAUCGUGAAGCCGAAGGUCAUCCAGGCGGCUUCCAUGGCAAUGCGGCAGCCCACUAGCCCAGAAGCAAGGAAAGAGAAAUCGAAGCCCGAUUUCAGUGCCCGUUACCAAGCUCUCUUCAUCAUCACGCUUCAGUAUAUCUACGAGGUUGUGGUUGCCUGGAAAUUCUGGUUCUGCCUGGAUCCCCUUAUCAGCAAGGAAGCUGGCGGCUUGCGAGGAGCCGAUGAAGAGGAAGGCGAGGACGAGCCAGUGCGGCUGCACGGCGUAGAAGCUGAGGGCGGCGGCCUCGGAAACUUUGUCGGCUGGAUGGAAGACGAAGACGAGUCCUGGGCUCACGACCACAUGCAAAUCGAUCGCGCCGCCGCUAUCGAGAACGGCGCGGAGGUCCCGAGUUGGGUAGACAACAUGUUCGGCGGCGGCGCGUCCGCCUCGCACACGCGGCGGUUGGACGCCGCUCGGGCCAAGCUCUUCACGGUCAAGUUCAAAGGGCAGAUUGAAGACAUUCGUCAGGUCGAGUUCGGAGGGAAUGAGGAGAGCACAGUCGAGAUGACCUUCCGCGAAGGCAAGGGGUCUGAAGCGAAGAACAACGUGGUCAGCGUCGUGUUUUCGGACGACGCGGCUCGAGAGCAGUGGCGGCGUGCCCUCGCGAAGGCUCUCAACAAGACCGAUGCUUCCGACUCAUGGAUGCGUCGGUGGAAAUCCUGA
Molecule: messenger RNA, 5526 nt
Organism: Besnoitia besnoiti
Lineage: Eukaryota; Apicomplexa; Conoidasida; Eucoccidiorida; Sarcocystidae
Product: leucine rich repeat-containing protein
Exons: 49
Coding region: 1-5526 (1841 amino acids)
Biological process (GO): transforming growth factor beta receptor signaling pathway; immune response
Cellular component (GO): cell surface
Molecular function (GO): transforming growth factor beta binding
Source: RefSeq, a predicted model, not a curated record